AUGCGCCUCAUCGACGUAAAUUCGUUCAAGCUCCAGGAGUUCUCAGGGUCGGAUAUACCACCUUACGCCAUACUGUCCCAUACCUGGGGAGAUGCAGAGGUGUCGUUCCAGGAAUGGCAAGACCUACAAGAGGCGUCCAGAAAAGCCGGCUAUUCGAAGAUCUAUGGAGCCUGUCAGCAGGCGAAGGCCGAUGGACUUGAAUGGCUGUGGGUUGACACAAACUGCAUCGACAAGACGAGCUCAGCAGAGUUAUCUGAGGCUAUUAACUCCAUGUUCCAAUGGUAUGCCCAGUCUCAGAUAUGCUACGCAUAUUUGGUGGAUGUUCCUACGGGCACGACAAAUAAUGAAAGCGACCAGGAUGCUCUGAUGGAGCGGUUCAGAGAAAGUCGCUGGUUCACUCGAGGAUGGACCUUACAGGAACUCUUAGCCCCAACCAGCGUUGUGUUCUAUGCAUACGACUGGACCAGCAUCGGAAGCCGAGAAACGUCACUGUGUGAUGAAAUAUACCGUGCCACUGGCAUUGAUCGUGGCUAUCUCAUCAACGAUGGUACCAUGUCGCCUUUAUCUGCCGAUGCAUCAACGAAGAUGUUCUGGCUCUCGAAACGGGAAGUCACUCGUGAGGAAGAUCUUGCCUAUUGCAUGCUGGGCCUCUUCAACAUCAAUAUGUCUUUGCUAUACGGAGAGGGCAUGAAGGCAUUUACAAGACUCCAGGAUGAGAUUGUAAAGUCGGAUAACGACCACACAAUCUUUUGCUGGGAAUGGAUCUACUCGAUUACACCAAUGAACUGGUCCAGUUUUCUCGCACCCUCGCCUCUGGCGUUCAGAAACUCCCACAGGUUUCGCCGAAGAGAUCCAAAUCUCGACGAAACUGGAGGCCUUUCUAUUUAUCAAAUGACGAACGCAGGCUUGUCGAUAAAGCUCCCUAUGCUAUACAUAGGUAUGGCAGGCCACAUUGUCGCCUUGGAUGUCGAAAACAGCGAGGGAGCACAGGCAUGGAUUCAGGUCUCCGGCCACGACAAUGGGAAAACUCUAUACGUCUCAAGGCAACCAUUUCCACCUAAUCCGCUCAUGAUUCGACGUGGACUAUUUGAACCUUUGAGAUCUUCAAAACGAAAACCACUCGUUGUCCGACACAAACCCAGGGAAAGGCCGUUGCCAAUUCCGGCCUGGGUGAAACUGGAAACGUCACCUUCGACAGACUCGGCCUGGGCUGGAAGGUAUGGUAUACUACCAGUCUUUGGGUCAACCAAGCUACAGUCUGCAUGGGCCCGAUUUCAUCAGCUGUCAACCGAUUCCCACGACAGAAUUAUGUGGCUGGACAUGGUGAACAAAGGCGGAGCCGUUAAUAUCAACGAUAUUUACGUCCCCAAUAUCCUUACGAACUUGGACGAAAACCAAGAAGAAGUACGAAUUUCUCUUUAUCUCGGAUUCGUAACCGCAAAAAUGGACCAAAGCUUGAGUGGUUGGAUUUGCCGACUACAUGUUGCAACAGACCAGGCUUCGGCAGCUCCAUCCGAGGAGUCGGAAACAAUGAAAGAGGAUUUUAUGCGCGAAAUAAAACAGAACGGCGAUGUGGCCUAUGAUCGAAUGGGAGGUUUUGUGAAGGGCAUGUUGCGCGUCCAGUUUUGGGGAGAUGAGCUUCCGUACUUUAAUGGCGCAAGAGUCAGAUUGUUAUUGAUAACGCCCCAUGAUGACCCGAAGAAGGCGGUAACGAAUUUCGUCGAGAAUGACUGCGUCACGAAUGGCAGUGAAGGGUCAUCGCAGAGCUCAACAGGUGCCGUAUGGAGCCCGUAA
This is a messenger RNA of Colletotrichum siamense, 1794 nucleotides long. RefSeq names its product Vegetative incompatibility protein HET-E-1. Bases 1 to 1794 code for a protein of 597 amino acids. The transcript has a single exon. NCBI's taxonomy places the organism in Eukaryota, Fungi, Ascomycota, Sordariomycetes, Glomerellales, Glomerellaceae. The record is from RefSeq and is a predicted model, not a curated record.